GUGUAGAGGAGGAGUUAUCCGGCCAGUAUAAAUGUUCCAGGGAGUUCCCUGGUCCACACUGCUGUGAGUUCGUACGUUAAUAAAAAUUUAAAAAAACAAGCCCCCAGUCCACGGGGACAGAAACACCGAAAAGAAACGGCACGGAUUAACGGACGAGAUUGACAAGACGAAACGUCGCGGUUGGUAGAAUUAGGAUUGUAAACAUUGGAAACAGGUUGACGUAGCAGCGCUUGAUUCUACCCACCCCUUCCUUUCCUGUUGACUCGUUACUAUUCCUGCAACAUUACCUCAACUUUAUACUGGUUGUGUUCUCCGGUUGAGGGGGAUUUAUAUGCGAUAUUACAAACCGGAACCGUUUUGGAUUUAGGAAUCUCUUAAUUAGACUACGAGCCUCUGCUUUUUUUCCCAGCUCCUUGGUUUGGAUUAUUAACGUUUUGGAUUAUUAUUUUUGAUUUCAUUUCAUUUCUGCUGCUGUGGUGAACACUUGUAACCUUCAAGGAUCUCUCAAGAGUAUUUUUUUUUUUUUUAAGUGUGCAGUGGUAGGAUACGAUUGGUUCCGGACGGAUCUUGGCCUCGUCUUCUUCUCUAGCCCGCUCACGGCAUCAGGUGGCCGGCCACUGCAGAGAGAGAGAGAGAGUGGUCCCCCUCCCUCCCCUACCACCACACAGCGCCGCUCUGCCUCGGAGGAAAACGCAGACUCGUUAUGUGUGUGUGUGUGUGUGUGUGUGUGUGUGUGUGUGUGUAUGUGUGUUCGUGCGAGGUGUUGCUUGGACAGACGCAGUGGAAUCGUUCCCGUUCCCGUUUUCGUUCUCUUCUCUUCUCCCUCACACACACACGCACACACACACACGGAGUGUGAUUCUAAGCACGGGGCUCUUCGUCCGGUAUUAACGGACGUCUGAAGGGAAAUCAAUACCUCAACCACGUUGACCUGCACGAGAUCACCGAAGGGGGGAAAAAUAAAAAACCGAAUGCCGUUUCCUCGCUCUACGCGUGUUGGGAAUUAAUAACACAACCUCGCGUUGUGUCUAAUCUCACCUGCUACGUGUGUGUGUGUGUGUGUGUGUGUGAGGGCGAGUGUGUGUGUGGGUGUGUGUGUGUGUGUUCGCCAAAGAAUUCAUUAGGAGGUGUUUCUUGGGUUUUUACCGUGUAUACAUCGUUUCACACCGGGAGAGGGGGGAGAUUACCGCACUGCACGCCCGCUGCCAUGUGGAAGAACUUUAUUCCGCUCUAGCGUCUAGUUUGUCCGUCUACCAGCCUGCCGCUUUACCUCACUCUCUUUCCGCCCGGACCGUUGUCAUCCAGACCCGCGGGUUUGUUCUGAUAUGUGAUAAUUUUUUAUAUAUAUAUAUGUUUUUAAUAUAUAUACUACAAUAAAACCGCAACAAAACAAGGAGGAGCAAACACACAAAAUAAACAAACAGAGAGGGAGAGAGAGAGUUGGAAUCGUCCUCGUUGGGAUUUUACUUCUCCUGUGGAUUUUUACAAACCCUUCAGCGACUCCUUGGCCACCCGUCUCCUCAAAAACCAGUCAAUCCACUGCAGCGAUAAUGUCUCUAAGGUCGAGGAGCUUCUUUGCUCCGGCCCUUGCCUCAGUUCGCUGUCUACUGGUCGUCCUCCUGGUGGUCCUGGGGCUACCCAGCCGGGCAGAGGGCCAGCCAUGCCCGGCUCAGUGCUCUUGUUCCGGCUCUUCUGUGGACUGUCACGGCCAGGGUCUCCGCAGCGUUCCCAGGAAUAUACCACGGAACACAGAGAGACUGGAUCUGAACGCUAAUAAUCUGACUAAAAUAACCAAGGCCGAUUUCGCUGGACUGAGGAAUCUACGCGUGCUCCAGUUGAUGGAGAAUAAGAUCAGUGUGGUAGAGAGAGGAGCCUUCCAGGACCUGAAGGAGCUCGAGAGACUGCGUCUGAACCGGAACAGUCUCCAGGUUUUUCCAGAGCUUUUGUUCCUGGGAACACUGAAACUCUACAGACU
This is a messenger RNA of Salmo salar (Atlantic salmon), 1975 nucleotides long. The record is from RefSeq and is a predicted model, not a curated record. Lineage: Eukaryota; Metazoa; Chordata; Actinopteri; Salmoniformes; Salmonidae.